This is a messenger RNA of Uloborus diversus, 3084 nucleotides long. It is a transcript of the gene Meltrin, whose product is annotated as zinc metalloproteinase-disintegrin-like MTP8. Gene Ontology annotation, biological process: membrane protein ectodomain proteolysis. Gene Ontology annotation, molecular function: metalloendopeptidase activity. The transcript is spliced from 20 exons. The record is from RefSeq and is a predicted model, not a curated record. The coding region runs from base 1 to 3084 and encodes 1027 amino acids. Lineage: Eukaryota; Metazoa; Arthropoda; Arachnida; Araneae; Uloboridae.
AUGGCUGCGCGCUGCUCCGUUGGAUUACCUCUGCUCGUCUUGGGAUGGAUAUUGUACGCUGACAUUGUCGUGGGACUUAAAAAAGAUCCUCGUAGCCAAUUCUACAGUCAUGCAGUGGUGCAGCUCGCCAUUUAUUCCGAAAGCAGGGAGAAGAGGGACCUUCAGACUGUCAAGGUUCAUAAAGAGGAAAAGCUGACAGUGGGCUUUGUUGCAUUCAACAAAAAUUUCGUCCUGGAGUUGCAAAUGAAUACAGAUCUGCUACCUAGCCAUUACUUCGAAGAGCACCAUGAAAAUGGAUUUCGGGUCACUAGGUUACCAAUGAAGCAGGAUCCAACUCAUUGUCAUUACCAAGGUCAUUUAAAGGGCAUAAAUCACUCUUGGGCUGCCAUCAGUACAUGCAAUGGCAUUAGUGGUGUCAUUUAUGAUGGAAAUGAGCUCCAUUACAUCCAGCCAAGCUCUGUAGAUGACACUGAGAACCAUCUAGUGUUCAGGGCUUCUGACUUAAAGCCACAGAACCUCACUUGUGGCGUUUCUAAUGAAGGGCAUUCCCCAUUAAAAUCUCCUGUGCUGGAGAAGUUGAAGAGGAACAGGCGUUCAACCAUUUUGCAAGAUCCUUACAAGAGCAAUCGGAACUCCAGAUACGUGGAAUUGAUUAUUGUAAAUGACAACAAAGAGUUCAAAGAGUUUAAUCAAAACAAAAACGCAGUGUUUGAAAGAAGCAAAGAAAUAGCUAACAUAGUGAAUGGGUUGUAUUCGCCUUUGAAUAUUUACAUUGCACUGGUUGGAGUGAUUGUUUGGUCUGACCAUGAUGAGAUCAAGCUGUCACCUGAUGGAGAUGCAACACUCACCAACUUCUUACACUAUCGGAGGGAACGCUUAGCUCGAGAACAUCCCAACGAUAAUGCCCAGCUCAUUACGGCUAUGACUUUUGAUGGAGGUGUCGUCGGAAAAGCCCUUAAAGGCGCCAUAUGUACCUUUGAAUAUUCGGCUGGUGUGAACAUGGACCACAGUCAUGUAGUGGGUCUAGUUGCCACCACAGUAGCUCACGAGUUGGGCCACAACUUUGGCAUGGAGCAUGACUCUCCUGAAGAAUGUCAAUGUCCAGAUGAAAAGUGCAUCAUGGCUCCAUCCUCCAGUUCCACUAGUCCCAGACGUUGGUCCUCCUGCUCCCUUCAGUACCUGGAUCUUGCAUACUCCCAAGGCAUGGACCACUGCCUCCAGAAUCGACCAUCAGGUAUUGUUGGGCCUGUAUGUGGCAACAGCUUCCUGGAGGAUGGGGAGGAGUGUGAUUGUGGCCUCAAAGAGUUUUGUGACAACCGCUGCUGUAAUGCCACCGCUUGCCGCUUGUUCAGUAAUGCCACCUGUGCCAUGGGUAGCUGCUGCGAUCUUGACACAUGUCAGGUGAAGAAGGUAGCCUUCCCCUGCAGGGACUCGACCUCUGAGUGUGACCUCCCAGAGUUCUGUGAUGGGAUCUCAGAGUUUUGUCCUGCAGAUACUUUUCGCCAGAAUGGAGAGGAGUGUGGGGAUGGAAAGGCAUACUGUUAUGGAGGCCAUUGUCGAUCUCAUCUGGACCAAUGCAAGCUGCUGUGGGGCAGCACAGGAAAGAUGUCAGAUCUCCGCUGCUAUGAACAGAAUUUCAAGGGAAAUGUAAAUGGAAACUGCGGCUUCAACCGUCUCAACAAGACAUACAAAGCCUGUAGGAAAGACGACAUCUUGUGUGGGAUGCUGCAUUGUACCCAUUUAAAUGAGAGACUGGAGUAUGGGAUGGAGUCUGCGGCCAUCCUGGCCCGCUCUUUCAUCAAUGUGAAGGGCAAAAUCUAUACCUGCCGAUCUGCCAUUGUGGACCUGGGGCUCUUUGACUCCGACCCGGGACUUGCCCCCAAUGGGGCUAAAUGUGGGGAUGAGAAGAUAUGUGUAAACCAGAAAUGCGUCACAAUUCAGUCCAUAAAGGUGACAGAAUGUCCACAUGAGUGUAACGGCAAUGGGAUGUGCAACAACAAGGGCAACUGCCACUGUGACAAGGGAUAUGCGCCCCCAUACUGCGAUUCUCCAGGCCCUGGGGGCAGCUUCGACAGUGGACCAGCUUCUGAUCCAGGAGGCUAUUUUAUUGUGGUGACCAUGUAUGUCAUCUUCCUGGGUCUCUUGCCGCUGAUAGUGUUUUCUGGAGCUGCCAUUUACUAUUAUCGCAGCCACCUGAAGACAUGGUGGUCCAAGAAGGCACAUAAAGCUACUAUUAAGUCCAGAACAGCGACAACCACACAGAGGAAAGUCCAGCCGCCAACCAAGUUCAAUUUUGAUCGAAACAGCCUGCGUAACCUGGAAAUAUCGGCUCCGAUCCAGAUCCCGCCUCCCGCCACCUUCGGGCCCGGCACGACGCAGAUGCCCGGCCUGCCUCAGCAGGUGAUCCAGAAUGGACCGGAGCGAUACGGCCAUUCCCACUUCUUGCCGUCGAAUGAGGCUGCCCAAGACAAAGAGAAAGUGCUUCCCGUGAGGCCGGCUCCCCCCAGGCCCGAUGCUGCCCCUAAAAGAACGCCCUCCUGGAAUGUGCCCAAUUCCGUUUCCAACGUCAGCAGGACGGCCAGUCUCAGGAGCCCGUGCGACGCGAGGCCCUUCGGAACGAUGACCUUCAGGCCCAACUGCCCGCCCCCCAGGCCUCCCCCUCCGAAGAUGGGGGCCGAGUACGAAGAUGUUCCGCACAUCGACGAUCCGGGUAGACCCUCCACUCCUGGUUCGGGCUUCUACGACGACUGCCAGACGCUGGAUUUCAGCGACACCCCCCUGGCCUUCGUUCAUUCGCCCGACGAACCCCCCACGAGCAGGGGGGUGGUUGCUCCACACAAACAGACACCUGUGAUUCAAAAACAGACAAUCCAAAAACAGUCUGUGAACUCAAAUAAAAGUCAGAGUACGGCGAAAUCCAAAGUGCUGCCUCGAGCUCCCAGGACAGCAGAAAGCUCUCUCGUGGCAUCACUGGCUCAGAGGUUCGAGCAGCGAGAAAGCCCCGCCAUAGAUAACUCGAGUGCUUCGAGGCCCCCCUUCAAAUCUAGGCCGCUGCCUUCGAGACCCGAUGACCCUCGGGUGUAA